Messenger RNA from Chara braunii, 2066 nucleotides. The record is from the annotation of a GenBank genome assembly. Lineage: Eukaryota; Viridiplantae; Streptophyta; Charophyceae; Charales; Characeae.
CUACGCGGGCAUUUCUUUGACAAAUCUCAGCAGGCCGGCAUGACAUACGAUGCAUUGAGUGGGGAAGUCGUCCUGUAUGAGUCGAAGUCUAUGCCAGUGACCACUUUCCGGCAAAAGGACUUAGAGAAGGGGAAGAAGUGGAAGAAUAGUACCAUCUCAGGCCAAGUAAAGACCAAGGAUCACAUGAUCCUGACAUUAGAAGAAGGUGGUACCGAUGAGGUCCCAUAUGACCAGAUUGAGUGGGGAAUUGAAGAUGAUGGCAGUAGUGUGGGGCAGGGGAGGUCUUACGCUGCUGUCGCGGCCGGAGGGAGGCCGCAAGGAGGAGGAGGUGACCAGGGCCAAAGGGGCCAGGCCAUGGGUGGCCAAGAACCGGGCGCACAGGGGGUUGGCGGGCAGGGAAACCGCCAAGCGGGAGGCAGGGGUCAAGGUCCCCCGUCAAAUCGCCAGGGUAAUCGGUCUCCACAACAAAGAGGUGGAAGGGCACCUCAAGGGGGUUGGCACCCAGGCUUGCCACAGGGCAGACCCUUGGAAGAUUUGGGCUUCGACCAGCGCGUAUGGCAGGAACGUGUGGACCGGGAUAACACCUUAACACAUUGUUGUCUCAGUGCUCCUGCAUUCGCGCGAUUAGUAAAGAAGGAGCAGUUAGAAGACCAGGUCUUUGUAGUAUAUGUCAGACCUGUCACUGAGGCCCAGGAAAAGGAUAGUUCCACAGAUCCAACAAUUGCCAAGCUGCUGGAAGAAUUCAAAGACUUGACUGAGUCGCCGACAGGAGUAGUGUCGCGACCCAUCCAGCACAAGAUAGAGAUAGAGCCUGGUAGUAGAACUUCUAAGGGUGCAGUCUACAGGAUGUCCCCUGGAGAGGUAGAGGAGCUCCGCAAGCAGUUAGACAAACUCCUUGAAAAAGGUUGGAUCAGGCCCAGUUCGUCUCCUUUUGGAGCACCCGUUUUGUUUGUCCCCAAGAAGAAAGGAGAGUUUCGUAUGUGUAUAGACUAUAGGGGUUUGAACGCGAUCACAGUGAAGAAUGUUGAGCCGCUGCCCAGGAUAGACGAUCUUUUAGAUCGAGUGCAKGGUUGUAAGUAUUUCUCUAAGAUAGACUUAAAGUCCGGAUACCAUCAGAUAGAAGUCCAUCCUSAUGAUCAGUACAAGACUGCAUUCCAGACUAGAUAUGGGCAUUAUGAGUUUAUAGUGAUGCCCUUUGGACWKACCAACGYGCCAGCUACUUUUCAGYGUUGCAUGAAUGACCUGUUUAGACCGUGGUUARAUAAAUUUGUGGUAGUCUACUYAGAUGAYAUCCUAGUCUUUAGUAAGACCCUCCAGGAGCACCAGGGUCAUCUGAGGCAGGUCUUGGAGAAGCUUAGAGAGGCUAACUUYAAGAUCAACGCGAAGAAGUGCGAGUGGGCCAAGACGCAAGUCUUAUACUUGGGCCACGUGUUGGACGGAGAUGGCAUUAAGCUAGAGGACAGCAAGAUCGCGACGAUAAGAGAUUGGCUGACGCCCCGCACAUUGACAGAGUUGCGGUCGUUCAUAGGCUUAGCUAACUACUAUAGGAAGUUUGUGAGGAACUUCUCCACUAUCGCCGCUCCCUUGCGCCAGUUGUUGAAGAAAGAGGCAAUCUGGCGAUGGGACAAAGACUGUACGGUUGCGCUCAAGAAGCUAAAGCGCGCGUUAAUAGAGUAUCCUGUCCUCAAAGUUGCAGAUCCAUCCUUGCCAUUUGUCGUCACCACGGACGCGAGUCAGUAUGGGAUAGGCGCCGUGUUGCAGCAAGAUGACGGCAAUGGCUAUAGACCCGUAGAGUUCAUGUCGGCGAGGAUGCUCUGUGAAAAGGUUGCUCCCUCCACGUACGAGAGGGAACUCUACGCUCUCAGGCAAGCUUUAGAUCAUUGGAAGCACUACCUGCUUGGGAGGCACUUCAAAGUGUAUUUGGACCACGAAAUGCUUAAAUGGUUAAAGACUCAGGCCAAGAUGACACCUAAGUUGACUAGGUCGGCCGCAUAGAUAGACCAAUUCGACUUUGAGCUCAAGCAAGUGAAGGGCAAGUACAACGUAGUUGCGGAUGCUUUGAGUAG